Molecule: messenger RNA, 3449 nt
Organism: Engraulis encrasicolus (European anchovy)
Lineage: Eukaryota; Metazoa; Chordata; Actinopteri; Clupeiformes; Engraulidae
Gene: ubl3a
Product: ubiquitin-like 3a
Exons: 5
Coding region: 631-984 (117 amino acids)
Molecular function (GO): protein binding
Source: RefSeq, a predicted model, not a curated record
CCAAACGGCAUCGUGCUCUUUCUAUCUAGCUAACCAGCCACAGUUCCUUGUUCAGUUUUUUUUCUCAUGAGAAGUGCCGCCAUGUUUUUGUGAGACAGGAUGACAGCAGAGAGCGGCGCAGAGGAACACAGUUGGUGAAGACGACAAUUUAACGAAAUACCGACGCACGGACAUUGUUUUGUCGUUUGCAUCAGCGGAGUAUCGAGGCUGCGUUCUUUUGAAGAUACAUUUUGUCAACGCGCACGAAAUUACGUCGAGGUUGACCCCUUGGAUAUUUCAUCAUAAUUCCGAUUUCCUAUGGCGUAGGAUCCUCUCUCCAGCAUUGAUAUAUAUUUUUCUUUUCUGUAGAAUGGGAGUGGGACCUCCCACGCAAUAGAAAUUGUGGAUUUUUUAUAAAGUCAAUCUGAAGAAAUCCUAAACAAAUGAAUUAUACAAGAACACAUUCCUGCAUUUGUCCAACUACCUCUGCUUAUUCGUGGUGGGGACAGGAGUAACGAAUACAAAACUGAAGGGUAUUUGAUUGACCUCAGCAUAGCCUAUGGUUUAUUGUUGAAAGAGGGACAGCAAAGAACGAAGUUAAUACAAGGAAAUACUUUCUACUGUGAAACUGCGAAAGGACACUGUUCCAAGAUGACUGGCACUAUCCCUGCGGAUAUGAUCAACUUGAGGCUCAUUUUGGUGAGCGGGAAGACAAAGGAGUUCCUGUUCUCGCCCAACGACUCGGCCGCGGACAUCGCCAAACAUGUGUAUGAUAACUGGCCCAUGGACUGGGAGGAAGAGCAGGUCAGCAGUCCUAACAUCCUGAGGCUCAUCUACCAAGGACGCUUUCUGCAUGGCAACGUCACACUAGGAGCAUUAAAACUGCCCAAUGGAAAGACCACAGUGAUGCAUUUAGUUGCCAGAGAGACGUUGCCCGAGCCAAAUUCCCAAGGGCAGAGGAACCGCGAGAAGACUGGAGAGAGCAACUGCUGUGUAAUUCUGUAGAUACGUUAUGUCGCCUCCAUCCUAACCCCCACACCCCCACUAUCUACCAACCAACCAACCAACCGACCCCCCCAAACUGAACAGGAUGCAUCUGUAGUUUGCCUCCCAUGCUGCUGAGAUACAACAACACACACACACACACACACACAUGCAGGCACACACACACACACACACACACACACACACACACACACACACACACACACACACACACACACACACACACACACACACACACACACACACACACACACACACUGGCACAGACAGACCCUGGAGAAAUGGAAUGCAUUCAUCAGACUGGUGGAGAGAUUGUAUAAGAGGAGCGGAGUAGAAGCUGAGCUGAGCCAAGCGGAGUGAAUGCAGCACUAGGCCAAGAGGCGUUGAGGAGAGGAGCAUCAGGAAGGACUGUCAACUCACCGUCGCCCUCCUUGUCAUCAUCGUCAUCUCUCCGUCAGAUCCAGCAGCACUUUCGCCGUCCAAUGCAUCCUGUCCUAGAACCUCCUAGAAAAGUCCAGCCCUGUUUUUCGGCCUUUUAUGAACUUUUCUCCCUCUUUAAACCUCUCUAUCACCCCCCCCCUCCAAUCUCUCUCUCCAUUUUUACAUAAUACAUAUAUAGAUAUGUAUAAAUAAUAUACACACAUUGCAUACAUAACAAAACAUGCCACAUAACAACACACAGUUUGCACAUGGAGGCGGCGGCGCCCAUCUUGUUUAUUGUGUGUGUCUCUGCACAUAGCGAAAAACGUAAACGUUUCUUCCGAGCCAGGGCUGUUCCCGCCAACGUCUGGGGAUUUUUUGUCCUUUUUUUUUGGUCUCGAGACUGUUGGUCCAGGGUGCGAGAGAAGGAAAUAGGAAAUUCACAGGGUCAGAUGGGCCGUAGUCGCCCCAUUCCCCCCAACCCCCCCCCUCCUCCUUCACCCAAUCUACCCCGAAAACUCCCUACCUAAACUCCCCACCCACCCCGCAUCCCAUCUUCACCUUACAGAAGCAGAAGAUGCAGACGCGAUUCGCUUCUUAAACCUCCAAUUGGUCACCUGAGUCAAGCCCCACCCCCUUCCCCUCAUGUGAAUGGACAGUUCCUAUAAGCAGCUGAGCUGCUCCCCCCUCCCCUCCUUUCCACCCCCGGCCCCCCAUCCCUAAAAAUGAAUGAAGCCGAGGACUCUCAGCUAUCCCCGCCCAUACUUAUGUGCACGCUGCGCUGCCAUGCUCUGACCAGGAAGCAAGUACAGUAGUGUGCUCUAACCACUGAUUUAAUCAACGCGUGUAAUCUUUUAUUUUUUAUUCUCCUCCCCAACACUAGUAGACCAAGUGUUGACGUGCCUGAUUGAACGUGUAGUGAAUCUGGCUGUUGUUUGGUUUGGUUUGUUUGUUUGUUUGUUUUUUUUUUCUUUUCUUUCUCCUUAAAAUCAGUAUGCAUUUUUUGUAUUAAAAAGUGCACAUGAUAUGGACGAAUCUCCUAACAUUUUGUAGUGCAAUUCCAACACUUGAUGCAGACACGAUGCAGACGUGUUGUGUAAGUCCCCCCUCGGUCUCAUAUGAAGGUCUAAUCAGCACGAUACAAGCAAAAAAAAACCAACAUGAGUUGCUGUUCUUCACUGAUAUUUGUGGCUGGGUGAUGACAGUCCACACCACAUGUUCAUUCUCGACCAAUCAGUGUUGUCUGCCUUCAUCAGUUUAAUAAAAACGGCUUCGUCAUGUAGGGAAUUUUAAAACCUCCUCGAUUUCUAUUACAUGUUUUCUUUUCCAUGUCUGUUUGUCUGUUUGUUUGUUUGUUUGUUUGUCCUGUUUAUUUGUCAUGUUCUCGUCUACACGUAGUGGAAAUUGAGGUUUUGCAGUAAAAGCCAGAUGAUGAUUAUGGAGUGAUUUUGGCAUCUCUUUUGUUUCGUUUUCUUUGGUCUUCAUGUAAUGAAAUCCAUUUGCACAACAGUGAAGCAUGUGCUCAUUCAUCUUAACCUGUAAUUUUUUUUGUUCUUUUGAUAUUUUUCCACAUGGGAAUUGUAUUCCUAGGUUACAUAUGUGUAGAUUAUAUUUAAUAUGAAUCUUAUAUAGAGCAUAAGUAUAGAUCUUAUCGGUAUAUAUAGGUGUUUAGUGUAUGAUUGUCAAUAUGAUUAGAACAUUAGGAAAAAACGUCACUUGCAGACAGUGUCUCGUACUUACAGCAAGAUACCCCUAAUCAUUUACAAGUUGUACUGUGUUUCUCCUUAACUUUUUGUUUGUUUUCAGCUGUUGAUAAUACAAUGAGUUAUCUUGUGGGUUCUUUUGUUUUUUUGUUUUGUUUUUUUUGCUUUAAGGAAAUGCUUUAUAACACAUCGCUUGGUCUAAAAAGAGUAUUAUUCAUAUUGAUCAAGAUUCAAAUCUGUACAGAGCAAAAUGUUUUCAAACUGAUUGUAAAUAGAACUAAUGCUUUGCCCUACCAUCUACAAAUGGAGAAUCUCUAUAAACAGAAUUAAAGAACUAUUGAA